Neoarius graeffei (lesser salmon catfish) is the source of this 2473-nucleotide messenger RNA. RefSeq lists its product as uncharacterized. Bases 1 to 2391 code for a protein of 796 amino acids. The record is from RefSeq and is a predicted model, not a curated record. NCBI's taxonomy places the organism in Eukaryota, Metazoa, Chordata, Actinopteri, Siluriformes, Ariidae. The transcript is spliced from 5 exons.
AUGGCAUCCCCUCGUGUCUCAGAGACUGAAGACAACGAGCAAGAUGUGUCCCUUUUUGAGGUCAUCGCAGACCUCAUUCACUGCUCUGACCCCGAUAGGGCAACCAUUAGGGGCAUGAGUAGGCAUGAGUGCCAAGCUAGCAUAAUCAACUCAAUAACACAAAUGAGAGAUCCAAAGAGAACAACAAUCAGUGUCCAAGAUGCACUAGGUAAACUAUUCUUGUUACACUUCCAAGAUGCUUAUCAAGAGCUCAGAUCCCUCCACAGAGAAGUUGACAGGCUGACCACCAGCAACGCCGAGCUGACAGCCGAGGUCAAUGCUUUAUCUAGGGAGCAUAGCCUCUUGAAAGACUCCCUCGAUGAGUGCGCCGAAAGGCUAGAGAAAGCCGAGAAAUGCGCUGGAAGGGCUGCCAAGGAGCAGAACCCCAAAGAAGGGUGUGAGGGGCACAAGAGACCCCCAACCAUGCAUCAAAGUUUAGAGCGGGAAGAGGCGUCUGAACUGGACACCGAGGAUUACCCGGUCGAGCACCAGGCGCCCCACCAACCUCCAUCAACUCGCUACACAACUCCGUCAUCAUCUAGCCAGGGCCUACCUAACAAUUUUACUAUUUGUGCUCCAGGCCCUUCUGAGGCCGACGAUGAGGAACUUGUGCGUGCCACACAAGAGUGUGAGACACAGCUGCAAACAGCAGCCACCAUGCCUCCUCUAGCAGCCACCAUGCCUCCUCCAACAGCCGUCAUGCCUCCUCCAACAGCCGCCAUGCCUCCUCCAGUAGAAGUUGCUCAGCCACAGCCACCGGUGGAUCUCCCCUCUCACUGGAAGGACCAUCUUCCUCCCUUCCAACAGGAGUGGAUUCACCACACACUGUUCAAGGCGAACCCAAAGACUGGGAAACCGGAGCUGGUGACCCAGCUGAAGCUGUGGUGGCAUCCUCCUCAGCCCACCCUCAUUCACACCCAGCCACCGGCGUCACCUAAUCAAUUCUUCUGUCGCCCCCUGUUCCUGUGGAUGCCUCACAAGAUGUGGAGGUACCCACUAGUCUGCGUGUGUCCAUCAUGCCAAAAGUACAGCCUUACAGCAGCCGGACUGUAUAGGACCGUGCGCAAGGUCCUGGACAUAGACGGGUGGUAUGACCUUGCAACUGAGUACCUGGAGUGCAAGCGGUGCUCCAAGAAAUAUCCUGCGUGGUCUGAGGAUAUCUUGGCCCAGCUGGAUGUUGGCCACCGCAGCCAGUUCCCAGCUCUGCUAACUUACAGGUACUCAUGUGACAACCGGGUGAUAAGGAUGAUGAGGGAGAGGACACUGGGCAACAGUGUUACCCAGCUGUACAAGAAGCUGAACGAGCAGCACAGUGAGGCGUGGAUGCAGCGCUUCCUGCAGUACCUGACAGCUUGCGAGCCGUUUACAAGGUCUGCAAUCAUCUGCCCAGUAUUUGCAGAUCCCCCAGCCUUACCUGCCAUCCCAAAACCGAAGUGGCUGUUGGCCAUGUUUGCCAGAGAUGUCCUUGGGAGGCUGAAUGAAGUGAAGGCCAAAAUUACAAACACCUUUGGCUCUGUCCUCAAGAUGGACUCCACGAAAAAGAUCACCAAAAAGCUGUCUGGUGCCGCUGCAGGUACAGCUGCUUGGUGUACAAACGUGGGAAAUGAGUACGGCCAAGUACUCACUUCAGUCCUGACGGCCUCCGAGGGACAUGCUCUGGAUGGGAUGGCAACAGCCCUAAUGAAGCGGUACAGGGAGGCAGGUGUAGCUCCACCCGACAUUAUGUACGUGGACAGAGACUGCUGCAGUGGGGCAGUGAACAGGAUGUUUGCCGACUGGGAUGAGCUCCAAGUGCGCCUUGACGUGUGGCAUUUCAUGCGCCGCUUUGCUGCAGGUGUCAACACAGAGGCUCAUCCCCUGUAUGGCAUUUUUAUGAUGCGCCUGUCCAAGUGCAUCUUUGAGUGGGAUCCCGAGGAUGUGUCUGCUCUUUGUGAAGCUAAGAAGAGCAAGCUGGCGGCGAAGGGCAUCCUGGACAUCACAGAGGAGGCUCUCAAUGCCUGGAUAUCUCGGAAGGAGUUGGCGCUGCACUGUCGGAGGAGGACCAGGGGUGUGGAGGAGACCUCCAGACUGCUUGAAGCAUUGAUCAGUCUGUUUGACAGCCCAGCUGGGAAGGACACUCUGAGUGUUCCUCUGCUCGACCACGAACGGAUCCAGGGAAUAUGGAAGGAUCAGAAGAAGCACGUGGCCUGCAUCCAGGACCCAGACUUCCCCCUCUACAUUAAAACGGGCACCCUGAAGAAAGGCGACAUGGUGCUCAACUGCUACAGGUGUGCCCGUGGCUCCACCUCCCUGAAGUCUUUCCAUCUUCACCUGACUAGGUUUAUCCCAGGUGUGCAAGAUGUAGCCGAUUAGGCUGACGAGGGACGCGUGGGUCCACCUGAUGCUCCUUCAAAAUGACCUGGCUCUUUUUUCUACGUAGGAGAGAGCAGCGAGG